This is a messenger RNA of Penicillium griseofulvum, 945 nucleotides long. RefSeq names its product endo-1,4-beta-xylanase. The transcript has 9 exons. Gene Ontology annotation, molecular function: hydrolase activity, hydrolyzing O-glycosyl compounds. The record is from RefSeq and is a predicted model, not a curated record. Bases 1 to 945 code for a protein of 314 amino acids. NCBI's taxonomy places the organism in Eukaryota, Fungi, Ascomycota, Eurotiomycetes, Eurotiales, Aspergillaceae. Gene Ontology annotation, biological process: carbohydrate metabolic process.
AUGUUUCCAAAUAUGAUUCCAAUCAAGGCAGCUGCUCUAGCCAUCCUUUUCGCCAGCCCAGUACUUUCUGGACCGGUUGACUCCCGACAAGCCUCUGCGAGCAUUGAUGCCGUUUUCAAAGCUCAUGGGAAGAAAUACCUGGGAAAUAUUGGUGAUCAGGGUACCUUUAGCAAGAAUGCGAAGACCCCGGCAAUCAUCAAGGCCAACUUCGGUCAGCUAACCCCAGAGAAUAGCAUGAAGUGGGAUGCUACUGAGCCAUCUCAGGGGAAGUUCUCCUUCGCGGGGGCAGACUAUCUGGUCGACUUUGCCGUGUCAAACGAGAAACUGAUCCGUGGCCAUACUCUCGUGUGGCACUCUCAGCUCCCAGGUUGGGUCAACUCCAUCACAGACAAAGCGACCCUCAUCGAUGUGAUGAAAAAUCAUAUUACCACGUUGAUGACCCGUUACAAGGGCAAGAUCUACGCCUGGGACGUUCUGAAUGAAAUUUUCAACGAGGAUGGUACCCUUCGUGACAGUGUCUUCCAGAGGGUUAUCGGUGAAGACUAUGUGCGGAUCGCUUUCGAAACAGCUCGUGCUGUCGACCCAAAUGCCAAGCUCUACAUCAAUGACUACAACCUGGACUCCGCCACCUAUCCUAAAUUGACGGGUAUGGUCGCCCAUGUCAAGAAAUGGGUUGCUGCUGGUAUCCCAAUCGACGGAAUCGCUCUUGAUGCUCUAGCCAGUGCAGGAACAAAGGAGGUCGCUGUCACUGAGCUUGAUAUUGAAGGCGCCAGCUCUACUGACUAUGUCAAUGUUGCCAACGCUUGCCUGAAGCAGCCAAAGUGUGUCGGAAUCACAGUUUGGGGAGUUGCUGACCCAGAUUCAUGGCGCGCUGACAAGAACCCCUUGCUUUUCGACGGAAACUACAACCCUAAGGAUGCAUACAAUGCUAUCGCAGGCCUUUAG